This is a messenger RNA of Brassica oleracea var. oleracea, 889 nucleotides long. Its product is annotated as zinc finger protein JAGGED-like. Gene Ontology annotation, molecular function: DNA-binding transcription factor activity. Lineage: Eukaryota; Viridiplantae; Streptophyta; Magnoliopsida; Brassicales; Brassicaceae. The transcript has 5 exons. The record is from RefSeq and is a predicted model, not a curated record. The coding region runs from base 126 to 785 and encodes 219 amino acids.
UCAUUUUUUGAUUUCUAGAGAGAGAAACUGUUAAAAGAGAUCUCACAUAGCUUCUCUAAGUAUCUCCAUUCUUCACUCUUUAAGUCUUUAUCCUUAGCUUCUUCCCUUCUGUCUUUGCCUUAUUCAUGAGUGCUGGAGAUAGUAAUGCUUUGGAUCUCAAUAACUUACCUGAUGAUCCAUCUAGAGACUUUUUCCCAUUCUCCGAAGAAGGCUCUUCCUCUUCUUCUGGAUGGUUUAGAGAGAAGCAAAGCAAAGAUGAAAAAGAGUACGAAUGUAGAUUUUGUUCACUCAAGUUUUUCAAAUCUCAAGCUCUCGGUGGCCACAUGAACCGCCACCGCCAAGAGAGGGAGACGGAGUCACUUAACAAAGCUCGUGAACUUGUUCUUCGCAACGAUACAUUUCCUCCUCAUCAAAGACCUCCGUCAUUUAGUUAUCAUCAAGGAGAUGUGCAUAUUGGAGACCUAAUAACACCAUUCAAACCAAUGAUGUAUCCACCAAGAUUAUUCUCCCCCUCCUCUCUUCUUCCCCCGCCACCACCACCACUUGUGCAACCUUAUAUGUAUCCACCUCCUCCUCCUCUGCGGCCGUCAUCCUUUCCUCCCCGUCACACCAACGACUACUAUUUGUACAACAAUGGUACACAUCACCAAACCCUAACCAAUAGCGGUUGCGGUGGCCGUGCACCGCCUGACUCGAGCUACUCUUUCAUUGGUGCACCCGUGGCCAAUGGCUCUAAAGUUGAUCCUCCUAUUUCGCACCCUCUACCUCCACAUCAUGGGAUAUAACUAAGAAAAUGGAAAAAUAGUUAAAUUUUCUCCGUUGAAUGUUAGAUUUUUUUAUCUAUACAGUUUUGUCGGAUUACUGAAAGAGACAUGACAAAGCAAUUGAU